Messenger RNA from Bombina bombina (fire-bellied toad), 3043 nucleotides. RefSeq names its product sodium/iodide cotransporter-like. The record is from RefSeq and is a predicted model, not a curated record. Lineage: Eukaryota; Metazoa; Chordata; Amphibia; Anura; Bombinatoridae. Gene Ontology annotation, biological process: iodide transmembrane transport; sodium ion transport. Gene Ontology annotation, cellular component: membrane. Gene Ontology annotation, molecular function: symporter activity. The transcript has 17 exons. The coding region runs from base 1 to 2181 and encodes 726 amino acids.
AUGAAAACAUCACCAGGGAAAAAGGCAUCAAUAUUUCAUAAACAAAAUGCUGAAGAAGCAGAUCUAACAGAUGGAUAUAAUAUUCAUUGGCCAAAACUUGAAGCAUUAUGCUGGCACCUCAUCGCAUCUGCACCACUAAACUACCUGUUAAGUCGCUUCCCCGAAGAGGGCUUCAUAAUAUUGGCACCCGCUGAAUCAACGGGGAAGAACCUCCCCACCACAAGUUGCCAACAAAGAGGGCCUCAACACCCAACUAUUACACUCACCAUGCGGCACAAACCACCACGAGAUAUUGUACAAAAUAUCCUGGAGGAAAACAACUCACUGGAUAACCCAAACAAAGCUGUAAUGGUUGAGUAUGAACCAUUUGUGCAUGAGGCACUGACAUUCUCACUGUGGGAUUAUGGGGUCUUUGCUAUUAUGCUUCUGGCAUCUACAGGCAUUGGGUUAUUUUAUGCUCUCUAUAGUGGUGGGCAAAAGACCUCAGAAGAUUUCUUUACUGGCGGUAGGAAGAUGCGAGCCCUGCCUGUUGGUCUGUCUCUGGCUGCCAGCUUUAUGUCAGCAGUACAAGUCCUCGGCGUGCCUGCAGAAGCAUAUCGCUAUGGUGCAAAGUUCUUGCAGAUGUGCCUGGGACAGUGUAUCAACACUUUCCUGACUACCUACAUUUUCAUACCAGUCUUCUACAGGUUGGGGAUCACCAGCACUUUCCAGUAUCUGGAGCUGAGAUUUUGCAGAGGCGUCCGGCUCUUUGGCACUAUUCAGUACUUGGUGGGAACAACACUAUACACAGGAAUUGUGAUCUACGCUCCAGCCUUAAUACUUAAUCAAGUCACUGGUUUGGACAUUUGGACUUCUCUGUUCUCUACUGGAGCAAUAUGCACUUUGUAUACAUCUAUGGGUGGUAUGAAAGCUGUAAUAUGGACAGAUGUAUUUCAGGUGAUUGUUAUGCUCUCAGGGUUCUUUGCAAUUAUUAUCCGAGGUACCCUGCUGGUUGGAGGAGUCACAGAUGUUCUGGAUAUUGCAAGGAAUUACUCUAGGAUUAACUUUGGGGACUUUGACCCGGACCCCCGUAGGCGUUACACCUUUUGGACUUUCCUCCUGGGGAGCACUCUGCUUUGGCUAUCCAUGUAUGGCAUCAACCAAGCACAGGUUCAGCGCUAUGUGGCUUGCAAAUCAGAGAAGGAGGCCAAACUAGCCAUUCUUGUGAAUCAAGUGGCUCUUUGCAUCAUUGUAUUAAGCGCAGUCAUCUGUGGAAUUGUGAUGUUCACAUUUUACCACCUCUGCGACCCUCUUCAAGCUGGAUAUAUCUCUGCUCCAGAUCAAUACAUGCCAUAUCUGGUACUUGAUAUUUUUGACAAAUAUCCAGGAGUACCAGGCCUCUUCCUUGCCUCUGCAUACAGUGGAACACUAAGUACAGUGUCCACGAGCAUCAAUGCAAUGGCAGCAGUAACUGUGGAGGAUCUAAUAAAACCGCAGAGGCCUAACAUUCCUGCAAAGAAACUGAUGUAUAUUUCAAAGGGGCUCUCACUGGUGUAUGGAUGCGCUUGUAUCACAGUAGCUGUAUUAUCGUCUUUCCUUGGGGGUGGAGUUUUUCAGGGCUCUUUAUUAAUAAUGGGAGUGGUCAGUGGCCCUUUACUUGGAGCAUUUGUCCUUGGGAUGUUCUUCGUGUCCUGCAACAGUAUCGGUGUGUGCUCCGGCUUGGUGGUGGGCUUGGUUAUGUGCUUAUGGCUGGCAGUAGGAGGUACACUUUAUCCUCCUACCGCAGAGAUGAUGGGAGUCUUACCAACCUAUACAGACCACUGCCCUUUAUAUAACUCCAGUGACGGCAUCAUCUAUGGACCAAUCCUUCAAAGAAACAUCACAGCACCUGAAAAAAAGCCAGCCAACAUCCAAGAUUUCUACUCCCUGUCUUAUCUCUAUUAUGCUGCCCUAGGAACUUUCAGCACAAUUCUUGUUGGAGUCCUGGUUAGUCAGUUUACAGGGCCUAAGAAGAGAGAAGACAUUUCGCAAAGUUUGAUAUGGUGGGACUUAGACACAAGAUCCUACAUUCAACCAAUCAAAUCAAUCGAAAAGAAAGAGAGAGGGACAGAAGAGACUGAAAUAAAGGAAUUUCUCAACAGAAAAGAUGAACCCUUUAACGGCUCCCUCCUUCUUAAGUCAGAUUGCAAAGACCUAGCAUAAUGGUUUCCUGCUUGAUCCAAAGAAAUCCCACACCGUUAAGAGAUACACAUUUUACUGUUAAUGAUAAUCAUCACUGGGACUUCUUCUAUCUACAUUUGGAAAAAGAAUAUUAGCUGUAAAAAGCUCUGCACUGUACAACUGGACGGAAUAUCUACCUCUUGCCAAGAACAACCUGGAAUUCAAAAUAUAUGAGCAAAACAUUAAAAAAACACAAAGAUGUCAUCAUAACUAGAAUCAACUAAUUGUCUCCAUCUUUUCCAUACUAGAAGAAAAGAAGAACCUUUAAUAUUAUAAGCAACAGCAAUAGGAAGCUUCACAGAUUACAAGAAGGAAACACAUUUUAAUAAAAUAGAAGUAUCAACAUUAAGAAAUGAUGCUUUAAUAUUUUAGCAUAAACAUGGAGAAGAAUUAUUUUAGAUUCAUAGAAGGUCUGUAGCAGAGGCUUAUACAGUAAAAUAUUUAUAAACUACUUGAGGUAGAAGUGUAGUGUAGCUCAAACACCAUUUGAAAUUUAACACAAAAUGGGAAAGGAUAAACUAUGCAGCCCACUUUUGAUACCACACUUAGGCAGGCCUUAUCAUUUUUAGGGUGCCUUUAUAUUUUGUAUAGGAUAGAAUAAAAACAAUCCUUGUGUCAUUGGUAGGGUUGCCAGGUGUCCAGUAUUUAAUCUGGCAGUCCAGUAUUUUAUCAGGCUGUCCAGUAAAAUCUUGACAAAAAUACUGGACACUGAAAUAUCCAUUUUUUUUCCAAGUCCAUGAGGAGAAAAUAGUGAGGGACAGACAAGGGGGUGAAAUGACUUCUGUUUACCUAUGUUACUGACAGCCAAAAAGGUUUAAUUAUUUAUUUGUAUGCUACUGGCAGC